AUGGAGGCGGCCAGAGGCGGAACGACGGCGUCAGCGCGCGGUAAAGGGAAAGGGAAAGGAGAGGCGGCCGGCCGGGGCGCGAGGGGAGGGCGGCGCGGUGGGCGGCAAGGGCGGGCGGUGGCGCAGUGGACGGCGUGGUGGGCGUCGAUAGAGAGCGGCGAGCACCUUGAAGCCCUUGAAGAAAAAGAUCUUGGUAACCUGACCCGGGUCCCGCACACCGGCACCACGAACCCGGAAGCCGCAUCCAACGCGGAAAUUCCUGAGGGCCCUCCUCCCACUAAGCGGAAGAGAGGCGCAGCCUCCGGGCCGGCACCCAAACGUGCGCGUGAGACUCCCAGCGCCGCGGCCACCAAGAAACUUGAAAAAGAGAAACAGCGUCUCAAGGAAAUCAACACCAGUCAAAGCUCGCAGGCCAGCCUCGAGCAAUUCUUCAACAAGCCCAGCAAAAUCGCCGGAAGCAAGCCCUCGAAGAAGAAAGCCAAGCCCUCGCCUGCCUCUAUGCAAAUUACUCCAGAAGUGGAAGUUCCGCCUAAGCCCUCCUCCUCUGCAGCUCCAGAGCCAAAGGACGUUAUCAAUGUCGAUGAUCUUCCGGAGCAUACUGUAGAUUCCGGCAAAGACGCCUCCUCAUCCAUGCCUCCGCCUAAAGAGCCCGAACCCACCUCGGCUGAAGCUCCGGCUAAUGAUGCCACAAAGAAAUUAUUGCUGAGUGGUGCUACCGCUCCUCUUCAUAAGCGUCAUGUGGAAAUGACCAACUUGAUGAAUCAAGUGUGGGGGUCGGCGGAGACGGAGCAACAAGACCUCGCAACCCUGGAGGACAGUCUCCGGGCCUUCUUUGCCAGGAACAAAGCCAUGCGCAAGAACACCCGUCAACUGCACGAAGAUAUGCGGACGCUGGUGCUGGAGCAGAAGGCGGAGAUCGAGCGGCUGAACCGGAAGGAGGCGGAGGAUCGGCAGACUAUCAUACUCCCGGAAACUAAACAACUUGCCAAGCGUCCUUCGGUCGACGACAUCUCCGCCAAGCUCAAAGUCUUGGAAUCUGAGAAUGAGUCCCUCAAGCAGUCCCUCAAGGAGUCUCAUGAAAAUGAGACUAAAACCAAAAAGGAGCUAGAGGACAAGCACACUCAGGCGAUGGCGGAGAUGGCCAAAAAACUUAAAACCAGCACCCACAGAGUCAAGUCUCUCUCAACCAAGCUGAAGGCUGCUGAGGUGGAGGCGACGAAUGUUGACGAGCUGAUCUUCCAAGCUGUCCCUGAAAAGGCCCGCACCUCUAUCAUUGAUAAGAUGACAAAGCUUAUGAAGCUGGUGCCGGAGCUGAUCGAGGACUGGCAAGAGUCUUCCGCACGCGGAGCUGCUUCGAUUGCCUUGGCCAUGUGCAAAUCAUACUUUCCCGCCAUGGACUUCGCGACGAUCGCACGCGGAGUCCCCAAGGGCACCAAUGUCAAGCAAGCUCUCGCGGAAACUCAAGGUUUCGACACGCUAUUUGCCCGGCGAGUGGAUCACUCAUCAUGGUACCAGAAGAAUGACGUUCUUGCUGGUUUCUCCGAUGAUGAGGAAGAUGACGAGGCGGAAGGCGAGGCAGAAGGCUCCGGGUCCGGCGCGCAUCAGUCAGAUGAUGACUCAGGCGAUGCUUCCGGCAAAGACAACACUUACCAAGAGUCUGAAGACAAGCCGGAAUCCUCAGAGUGA
Messenger RNA from Lolium perenne, 1686 nucleotides. NCBI's taxonomy places the organism in Eukaryota, Viridiplantae, Streptophyta, Magnoliopsida, Poales, Poaceae. The record is from RefSeq and is a predicted model, not a curated record.